Leguminivora glycinivorella is the source of this 1586-nucleotide messenger RNA. It is a transcript of the gene Suc1, whose product is annotated as sucrose-6-phosphate hydrolase-like. Gene Ontology annotation, biological process: carbohydrate metabolic process. NCBI's taxonomy places the organism in Eukaryota, Metazoa, Arthropoda, Insecta, Lepidoptera, Tortricidae. Gene Ontology annotation, molecular function: beta-fructofuranosidase activity. Bases 1 to 1464 code for a protein of 487 amino acids. The transcript has a single exon. Gene Ontology annotation, cellular component: cytoplasm. The record is from RefSeq and is a predicted model, not a curated record.
AUGGUGCUCGAUAAAGUACUCUGGCUAUUUGCUUUUGUGACCUUGGUUUAUUGUAAAGCUGCAAGGCAAAUAGAGCAAGAUAUUCAAAGUGUAGAAGCUUACAUAGACAGCAAAAAAGGAGAUAUCAACCAACGGUACAGACUGCGUUACCACAUCGCUGCACCGGUUGGAUGGAUUAACGACCCCAAUGGAUUCACGUAUUACAAAAAUGAAUUUCAUCUUUUUUAUCAAUAUUAUCCAUACGAUUCUGUGUGGGGCCCCAUGCAUUGGGGACAUGUUGCCAGCCGAGAUCUAGUACAUUGGAAAUAUUUGCCGACAGCGUUAGUACCAGAAAAAGAACAAUGUUUCUCCGGUAGUGCUGUGGUAGAUGGAGACACCAUGAUCCUAAUGUAUACUGGACAUGUUAAUUUAGAUACUGAACCGUGGGCCAACGAAACUCAGUAUAUAGCAUACAGUGACGAUGGUAUAACAUUUCACAAGUACGAAGGAAAUCCUGUCAUAUCAUCUGCUCCCAACGGAUCGCCUGACUUCAGGGAUCCGAAGGCCUGGAAGUACGGCGAUCAUUAUUAUGUAGUCAUCGGCAGCAAAACUGACGAUAAACGAGGACAAGUAUUGUUGUACAGGUCAACGGAUAUGAAAAACUGGGAGUAUUUGAAUGUUAUAGCAGAAUCCAAGGGUGACAGCUAUAUGUACGAGUGUCCUGAUCUCUUCGAGUUAGAUGGGAAGUUUGUUCUACUGAUGUCUCCGCAAGGCAUGGAACCGCAAGGCGACAGGUACAAGAAUCUUCAUCAGACCGGAUACAUCAUUGGGAGUUUCAGUUAUGAUACGUUCGAAUUUGUCCCCGAAGUAGAUUUUCAAGAAAUCGACUUCGGACACGAUUUUUAUGCAGCGCAGACGACGGAAGCUUACGGCGCAAGAGUCUUAGUAGCUUGGUUUAACAUGUGGGAGCAACCUCGGCCCGAAGCGGAAGACGGUUGGGCGGGUGCUAUGACGUUGGUUAGAGAAUUGAGGCUCGUCGGUGACCGGCUUACUAUGAGACCUUUGGACGCCAUGACUCUUCUGAGGGAUGAGAUAGAAAUGGUUGGGAUUCUCCCACCUCAACAGAAAUUGCAUUUAGGAAAAGCAUCAGAACUAAUCGUUUCGGGUGAUUUGAAAGAGAAAAUUGAAUUACAACUUGAAGGUUCAGCGGGUGGUGAAAAGGCUUGGCUACGGUGGGAGCCUGACACUGGUAAAGUAGUAGUAGAUAGAGGUUCAGGUGAUAUUCGGCAAGUAGAGUGGUCGCCGUCCAGCACGGAGAGUUGGAGGAUAUUCCUGGAUGUGAGCUCUAUAGAGCUGUUCUGCGGAGAAGGAGAGGUGGUGUUCAGCAGCCGGCUGUUCCCUGAGGGCGAGUGGAUAGUUACUAACACUAGCCCCCAAAUCCUUCAUGCCACGGCCUAUUCAUUGGCCUGGAGCGUUCCUUUGUGAUUAGUUUAGGAUUUAAAUUGUAUUCUUAGCGUUCCAAAACUCUCAUAGUUUAAUUAUUUCUUAGAUAAAUUAAAAAUCGAAAUAAGAUGUCAUAUAUUAAAGAAAAAAUGACGAGCACCACC